Molecule: messenger RNA, 1128 nt
Organism: Colletotrichum phormii
Lineage: Eukaryota; Fungi; Ascomycota; Sordariomycetes; Glomerellales; Glomerellaceae
Product: zinc-binding dehydrogenase
Exons: 2
Coding region: 1-1128 (375 amino acids)
Molecular function (GO): oxidoreductase activity; zinc ion binding
Source: RefSeq, a predicted model, not a curated record
AUGUCGUUCAAGUCAGAAGCUAUCGUCGCCAGAGGCCCUUUCUCUGAGGGGAAAUGGGCCAUCGAACCAGUUACUCUUCGGGAUCUGCGCUCAGAUGAGGUUCUUGUUGAGAUUGUUGCUUCGGGCAUCUGCCAUACAGACUUACACUGUGGUAACACGCCUGACGACAAGGGGGUUCCCGGAGUCUACUACCCUCGAGUCCUAGGACAUGAAGGUUCUGGAUAUGUGGUCAAGGUUGGAGACGGCGUGGCAAAGGUCAAGCCCGGCGAUGCCGUCUUUCUGUCAUUCUCAUACUGCGGAGAGUGCCACGUUUGCAAGACAGGGCCACCAUCCCACUGCACCAACUCCUUUCAGAUCAAUUUCAUGGGAGAAUCAGUCUUCUCAGACGGAAUAGGCGGACGCUUCUUUGGCCAGUCCAGCUUGGCCCACCAUACAGUUGUCAGCGACAAGUCGGUUGUGAACGCUGCCAGCCUCGGAUUGACUCGGGACGACCUGAGAAUACUCGCACCGCUUGGGUGCGGUCUCCAGACAGGCAGCGGAACUGUCAUCAACGUCGCCAAGGCCGGUCCGGACGACUGCAUCGCUAUCGCGGGUAUGGGAGGCGUAGGCUUGGCAGCAGUCAUUGCAGCAAAGAACCAAGGGUGCAAGGCCAUCAUCGGAAUCGACCGAGUCGAGUCUCGCCUCGAGCUGGCCAAGACACUCGGAGCUACGCACAUCAUCAACACGACCGGGCUGGAAAUGGCCCAGGUGACGGAGAAAAUCAAAGAAGCUGCUGAAGGGCUUGGUGCAACCAUUUGCAUCGACACCAGCGCGUUCCCACCACUGCUUGAUGCCCAAGUUCAAGGAACGAGGUACAUGGGGAAGAUCAUUCAGGUUGGCACCGGAAUGCCGGAGUCACAUCUGUCACUUCACAUGCAGAGUUUCAUGGUCAGCGGAAAGCAGUAUUUCGGAGCUGUUCAGGGGCAUGUCAAUACUGCCGAGUACGUCCCUCAGAUGGUACAAUGGUGGAGAGAGGGGAAGUUCCCGGUUGAAAAACUGAUCAAAGUCUUUGAACACGGCGAUUUUGCAUCAGCCGUAGAAGCGAUGAAGCGCGGCGAUGUUGUCAAGCCGAUUAUUGCCUGGUCAUGA